Messenger RNA from Peniophora sp. CBMAI 1063, 1320 nucleotides. The record is from the annotation of a GenBank genome assembly. NCBI's taxonomy places the organism in Eukaryota, Fungi, Basidiomycota, Agaricomycetes, Russulales, Peniophoraceae.
AUGUUGGCCCAGCUGAAGAGCGUCGGCGUUGAUGGAUGCUGGCUGGUCGCUAGUUUGGGUGGAAAUGAUGAGGGGUCGAGUAUAGUGAGGGAGCUCGAGAAGGCAGGCGUCAGUACACGGUACUCCAAGGUUUGGGACGGAUUCGGCGUCCCUGCCGCCUGGGUCCUGCAUGCCGGCGAUACGGACUCGCAGACGGUCAUCAACCACAAUCCACUACCCGAUAUCACACAUGAAGAGUUCAUCGCUGCGCUCGGACCUGUUCUUGCACCCGAGAACUAUCCUCCAGAAAUGGACGGUACUGGUUCACCAGAAGCUCCUCGACCCAGUCUAUCCUCGCAACAGCCGCCUCGAUCACCGCGAUCUCUGGCACCAUUUGACUGGAUGCACUUUGAGGGACGUAGUGUCAAGACAACAUUAAGCAACAUCGUUGGCUUAGACGGGUUGGCAAAGGAACGCCACUGGCGCUCACAGUGCGUCUUCUCAGUUGACGUGGGACGACGUGCCAGACAAGGCAUCGAAGCGCUUAUUCCACAUGCGGAUGUGCUAUUCCUGAAUCGACAUUACGCCCAGACGCACUCUCCAGCCUACGCCCGCACACCACGCGCCUUCCUCCUCUCGCUCGCCACGCUAGCCCCGCCGCAUGCUUUAUUAGUUGCCUACUGGGGUGAAGACGGCGCGGCCGUCUUAUCUGUACCAACUCGGGAAUACUAUCAGAGCUCAGGCUGGGUUGAUGACGCGCCAUACAUGCCGCAGCCCUUACCCGGCGACAUUGAAGACGUCGAAAGCGUGAAGAGUGUGCGAUCUGGGAGCGACUUUUGGGCGGGCCGGCGAGCCAGUCAAGCAACCAGCAGCAGCGCAUUCUUCAGUGCAGGCGUCGCGAGCCCUACGCCAGGCCCGCACAUGCGUUCUCUGCCCUCAGACGAUUCCCACGCUACUCCUGCUCGACGACGAAACGGCAAGGGAAAGCAGCGCGCGCACGAUGAUGGCGAUGAUUCCGACGAUAGUCAAGGCACCGAGAUCGGCGCCGCACCUUCUUCCAUGCCACCACAACCGAAGAAGGCCGAAGUCCUGGACGAUGUUGGUGCACAGGACGCUUUCGUUGCGGGCAUGAUGUAUGCGCUCAGUCGCCGGCUUGUCCCGGGUGCUCCAUACGCGCCCGGUCUCGCUAGUCAUUCACCUCCGAAUUCUCAAGAUGGCGGAAGAUGGAGACUCGAUGAGUGUCUGCGGUUUGCUACCGAGUUGGCUGGACGGAAAGCGCGGAUGCGAGGCUGGGAUGGAUUGGGAGAGGAGAUGAGCAGGGCGGGUUGGUUUGAGUCUUGA